AUGGAACAUGCUGUUGAGUUACUGGUGAAAUGUGAAUUUAAGUUCCGUCCUGUGCAGUCUGGAGAAGAUGGAGGUCGCAGGUUGGCCGUCUCCCUCAGAGCUGACAAUUGUUCCUUAAACUACCCGCUGGGGAAACAUGUGAUCCACGAGGUCACCAACGUCUCCUUCAGCCACCUCGCCUGUGAGGAUCAGGCCGCCGUGAUCGUCCACUGGUCCGCCAGUCCACUAGGGAUCGAACACAUUAAAGGCUUCAGAGUUUAUCUGGAGGACAAGAACCCAGAAGGGAAGCAGUGUCAGCACCUCCUCCUCAAAGACCCCCGACAGCUCAACUGCUCCCACAAGAACACGCGGCUGAGCAGUCAGACGUUCAGCGGUUUGACCUUCGACACCGACUACAUGGUUCGUGUUGUUCCUUUCCCGACUCUGAUGAACGAGAGCUUCUUCCCUCCGUCCUUCCUCCGGACCAACUCGUGUGAAGUCCUCCUGGGAUCAGACAACCUGGUUUGCAAACCAUUCUGGAAGCCAAAGACCCUGAACGUGUCUCAGCUGGGGUCGAACCUCCACGUGGCGUUCGACCAGGCGCCGACCUCCUUCGGCUUCCACUUCUACUACCUGUACUACAAACUGCGGCAGGACGGGCCCUUCAGACAGCAGCGCUGCAAACCAGACGUGAACCAGUACAGAACUACAUGCAUCCUCCAGGACGUCACUCCAGGGACCUACACUAUAGAGCUGAGAGACGACAGUAACACGACCAGGAGGCAGUCUCAGUACCACGUCAGCCAGGUCCACUCCCCCUGGGCGGGGCCUAUCCGUGCCAUGGCCAUCACAGUGCCUCUGGUCAUCAUGUCCGCCUUCGCCACUCUGUUCACCGUCAUGUGUCGCAAGAAACAGCAAGAAAACAUCUACAGCCAGCUGGACGAGGAGAGCAGUGAGUCGUCCAAUCACAGUGCAGCAUUGAACCCGGAGCGGCCGUGGCCCCGCCCCAAAGUCUUCAUCUGUUACUCCAACAGAGACUGCCCCAAACACGUCAGCGUCAUCCAGAGCUUCGCCUACUUCCUGCAGGACUUCUGCAGCUGUGAGGUCGUGUUGGACCUGUGGGAACAUCUGGAGAUGUGCAGAGAGGGUCAGAUGUCGUGGCUCAGCAGACAGCUGGACGAAGCCAACUUCGUCAUCACCGUCUGUUCAAAAGGCCUUCGCUACUACGUGGAGAAGAAGAGCCGCAGAGGGAAGACGCCAGUCAGUCGCCGUAGUAACAGCUCUCCGAUUGGUGGAUCCGGCAGUGACCUGUUCAUUGUGGGCGUGGCCAUGAUCGCUGAGAAGCUGCGGCUGGCGAAGCAGAACGAGGGGGGCGGAGCUCCGGAGCUGAAUCGCUUCAUGACGGUUUACUUUGACUAUUCCACAGAAAACGACAUCCCCACCAUGUUGAGUCUCGCUCCCAGGUUUAAGUUGAUGGACCAGCUGCCUCAGCUCUUCAGCCGGCUCCACUCCAGUCAGUCCAGUUUGGCGGAUCGAGAGUCGCAGCCUCUGAACGUCUCCAGGAGGAACUACUUCAGAAGUAGAUCCGGACGCUCGCUCUACGUUUCCAUCUGCAACAUGCACCAGCACAUCAGCCAGAACCCCGACUGGUUUGAGAAGCAGCUGGCUCCUUCAGGAGGUUCCUCCGCCUCCUCCUCGAAACAUCCUCCCGUCCCCUCUAUCCCGGCUCCGAGCCCUCCCCCAAAUCCUCCCUGCCCCUCCGCCUCCUCUCACCCUGAGCAGAGGUGUGACUCUGGCUUGGUGCUGAAUGAGGUUGUGUUGAAUACGCCGUCCCUGGAGGGCGGGGAGGGAGCGCUGUUGAGGAACAUGCUCCUGCUGGCCCCCGGCUCCAGUCCCAGCCUUAACCUCGGCCCCAGCCCGAGUCCCAGUCCUGGGCUCUGUCCCAGUCCAGGCCUGCCGCACUGCUCUCUGUCCAUGCUGGGAUCCACUUCAAGGUCCACUUCUGGAAUAUCUGGACUGUUACCAGAAGAUGCUUCCUCCUCAGCCUCCGCCCCCUCCAUCCUCCAGGACGGGGGGUGCCCUGUCCACACCCAGGCAGAAGAAGGACGGCAUUCCCCUCCAGAGGUCCCGCCCCCUCGUGAUUCGGGCAUCUAUGAUUCGUCCGUCCCUUCCUCAGAGCUCUCAAUACCCCUAAUGGAGGGACUGUCACAUGACCAAGCUGACUCCUCCUCCCUGGCAGACAGCGAAUCAUCUUCUUCGGGGCUGGGUGACGAGGAGCCGCCUGCUGUGACGUCGCUCCGCUGCAGCGCCACGGUUUGUAAAGCUGAGCUGCACCACCAUCACCACCGGGAGCACAGUGACGAACUCAAACCUUUCUCAAAAGUGCCGUCAUCCCAUCGUCAUGGACGUGAAACUGGAGUUAAUUAAAAAGCGCUGUAGUGGUUCACCAAUGGAUAUUACUGGACAUCGAUAGCUACGCCAACCACUGAGUUGUACGACACUUCUCCCUGGAAAGUAUGGUAACCACUGAGUCCUUGGAACUUCGUAACUAUUGCUACAUUUCCACUGCACGAUACGGCCCCACUACUCACCUCCACUCGCUCUUUUUUGGUUUUCCAUCAGCAACGAGUUUUGGAAAGUAUCCGGUCAUUUUUUUUGGUACCACCUCGGUCGAGGUUCCAAGCAAGCUGAGCAGAAACUAGAAGGUGGAGUUAAAACACUGCAGAUGAUUGGUCCGAGAGGAUCGUCACUAGCGCGACAGUGGACAUCCUGCACAAACACACGACUUUUAAAUAGGCAAGGUUACGUCAAUAGCGACCGCAAACGUUUCUUUUAGAAUGGCGUGGCCGUAUGAUUGACGGAAGUGCAGACGGUCCUCUGUUUGGUUGCCGAUGAAAGGAUCCAGCGAAUGUCGCGUUCAAGAUGAUAGCGUCGCUAUGAAUCAGAGAA
Cottoperca gobio is the source of this 2928-nucleotide messenger RNA. It is a transcript of the gene il17rd, whose product is annotated as interleukin 17 receptor D. Gene Ontology annotation, molecular function: protein binding; interleukin-17 receptor activity. The record is from RefSeq and is a predicted model, not a curated record. NCBI's taxonomy places the organism in Eukaryota, Metazoa, Chordata, Actinopteri, Perciformes, Bovichtidae.